GGAGGAACUUGAAGGCUGAACUGAAGUCUGAAUGGGGAAGCAAGGGCAGAGCUCUCCUUGGGUAGAGGAAAGUGCAAAGUUCAUUGUAGUUUGGCGUGAGACAUCAGCCUUUAGAGUUUUGAGUAGGGAAGAAUUUUGAGAGUUGGGGCAAAGCAGUGCACGUCGCUGAGUAGGUUGGCCAGGUCGCUGCAAUGCUGCAGACUUGUAGCGAAUUGUAGUCAUUCUUCAAAAAGAAGUCAGGUCCAUGGCAGGAGGCAGCCAUCAGGGUGGUGCUAUCAAGCCGAUUGACAAGGCAGCGGUGCAUCGAAUCUGUUCGGGGCAGGUGGUGCUCGACCUAGCCACGGCCGUCAAAGAGCUUGUGGAAAACAGCCUCGACGCCGGAGCACGAAACAUCGACAUCCGAUUGAAAGAGUACGGCUCCGAGCUGAUUGAAGUCGCGGACAAUGGCUGCGGCGUGGCGCCCGAAAACCAUGCGGGCUUGGCCCUCAAGUACCACACGUCCAAGAUUUCUACAUUCUCAGACCUGACGUCGCUUGCCACAUUUGGCUUCCGUGGGGAGGCGCUGAGCUCGCUGUGUGCGCUUGCUGAUGUCACCAUCACAACGAGGACUGCUGCGGAGCCCGUUGCGACGGAGCUCGUGUUCGACCGCAACGGCCGCGUGGCGAGCUCGCGCAAGGUGGCGCGCGCUGUGGGCACGACAGUGGCGGUGGGCAAGCUCUUCUCGCCGCUGCCGGUGCGCCACCGCGAGUUCACGCGCAACGUCAAGCGCGAGUAUGGGAAACUGCUGACGCUGCUCCAGGCGUACGCUCUGAUCUCUACGGACGUCCGGCUCAUCUGCACAAACCAAGCUGGGUCCGCCGGACGCAGCACCGUCAUUCAGACGCAGGGCGGCCGCAGCGUCCGGGACAACAUUGUCACCGUGUUCGGGACCAAGUUUGCCUCCAGUUUGGAGCCGAUUGAGGUGGCGAUUGGGGACUCGCACAAAGUUACUGGGUUCGUGUCCAAGGCCGGCGCGGGCUGCGGCCGCGCGUCAGGCGACCGGCAGUUUCUGUUCGUGAACGGGCGCCCCGUGGAGAUGCCCAAAGUCGGGAAGCUGCUCAACGAGACAUACCGCGCGUUCAACAGCCUGCAGUACCCGAUGGCGGUUCUCAAUUUUGUGCUGCCCACGGACUCGUAUGACGUCAACGUGACGCCCGACAAGCGCAAGAUCUUUCUGCACACGGAGGCGGAUCUCUUAUCCGCGCUCCGGACAUCCUUGGAGCAGCUGUACGCUCCGGACAAGUACGUGUUCCGCGUGCAAGAGAGCCAGCCGGCGAAAGAAAAGGGGGGGGCAAAGGCAGGGAAAAAGCGCACUCUGAGCGUGGGGGGAGACGAGGACGAGUCGGCGGAAAGUAGCGACAGCGAAGAAGAGGGGGGGGACGAGGAGAGUGAGAACGAGAGCGAGGAGAAUAUGGGGGAGAAGGGGAGGGGGGCCCGGCGAGAAACAGGGGAUGCAAAGAAAAGGAAGCGCAGUCUGAGUGUGGGUUUAGAAGAGGAUGGGAGCGAAGAAGAUGGGGACAUUAGGGAUGCGGAGAAGCGCAGUUCUAGAGACGGGCGGGGGAGUGGAGAAAUGGAAGAGGAAGGAACCCGCGGUAAAGGGAAGAACGGAACAAAGCGCAGUCUGGAAGCGUUUUCGGCGGGAGGGGAAGCGAACGGGGGGGAACCGAGUCAGGGGGCAAGAAAGCGGCGGGCUCUGAGUCCGGGAGUUGAAGAGCAAACGGGGGACGAGACGAACGGGGGGGUAACGAGAAAGAUGCGGAGUCUUGCAGACGCGUUGGAAGAGGAAGAAGGGGAAGACGAGGAGGCGGGAUCAGAGUCCGCUGAGGAGAUCGGGGGCCGGAACGGAACGAGGAGCCGACGGAACAAGGACCGGAGAGAUGCUGAAGAUGACGAAGAGGGGAGUGGCGCUGAGGUUCCUUCAGGAGAGGAAACUCGAAAAGGGGCUCGAGCUUCUCCACAAUCAGAGCCCCCAAGAAACGAGUCAGAAGAUGAGCAAGAAGACACUCCCCAGGAGAGAACGGAACCGGAACGAGGGGCCGGAACGAGGUCCGCGCACUUCGGACGCGUCCGGAGCGCCGCUCGGACGCCGGUGCCGCUGGACGCCUUCUUAAACGUACCGGCCGCUGGCAAAGCCGCCCCAGAAAAAGCCGCGCACGCGCCCUGGGGGAUCCCUCAGUCGGGGAAUGGGGGAUCCCUCGCGGCCGAAACUGCCCCCGGAAAGAAGCCCCGGCAGGCGUCGCUGAGCGGAUUCCUUGUGCGAGGGAAGCCGAGCGCGGGCCCUCCGGACGUCCGCAGAGCGGCGGACACAUGUCCGGAUUUGAGGGACAGCGAGGAUUCAGACGGUGUGGGGUCUGCGGACGGAUCACCGGACGAAUCCGCAAAGAGCGAGCGGACUGGAACGGCGUUGGUGCGAAACAAACGAGGACGGUCGGGGGGGGCGGAGGCGGGUAGUGCGGAGCCCCCUGCGGGGGAAAGGAUUCCGACGGCAACAGCCGCACCCGAGCGAGGAGGUUUGGAGGUGCUAGAAGACGAAGUGGAACACGAUGUUGGCGCGAGCCGAAGGGAUUCGCUCGGAGAAACCGCUGCGCAAACACCAGGUUCGGACGUCCGAAAGGCCCCCCGAAAUCUUCGUCCACCUUCUGCGGACGUCCGGCCUAACCUCUCCGGCGGCCGUACAACCAUUCCGGACGUCGGUGCAUCCCUUCCGGACGCUUCGCCCCUCCCUACGGACGCCAGUACCCCUUCUCCGGACGUCCGGACCGACAGCCCUAGGGAAGCGCCGAGCGACGACAUGCGGGUGGCGUUUGACGUGGGCCGACUGCGGCAGCGGUGGGCGAACUGGAGGGCGGAGCAACUAGAAACGGGGAGAGAAAGGAAGCGGGGGCGGCAGUUUGCGGCGGCGUCGCUCGGGCGGGCCGAGGCGGGCGAUCUAGACGCGGCAACUAAUGAGCUGGAGCGGGUGUUCAACAAGAAGGACUUUGGCAAAAUGGAUGUGUGCGGCCAAUUUAACCUUGGCUUCAUCAUUGCGCGCCUCGACAACGACCUGUUUAUCGUCGAUCAGCACGCCUCCGACGAGAAGUUCAACUUUGAGCGCCUGGUGCGGACCACCGUGCUCAACAAACAACCGCUGCUUAACCCGCUCGGGUUAGACCUAACCGCCGCGGAGGAGGUUACGUGCCAGGAGCACUUGCAGGCGUUCCGGCGGAACGGGUUCGAGCUGGUCGAGGCUCGGGACGCGCCCGCCGGGCGGCGCUUCAAGCUCGCGGCAGUACCCUUCAGCAAGAACAUCACGUUCGGGCCCGACGACGUUCACGAGCUGGUGUCCCUUCUGGCGGACGCCCCGAUCGAGGCCGCGGACAGCCCUGGGGGGAGCAGCCCCGCGAACGCCGUCCGGCCGUCGCGCGUCCGCACCAUGCUGGCGUCACGCGCGUGCCGCUCGUCCAUCAUGAUCGGCGAUCCGCUCAACAAGCAGCAGAUGGUUAAGAUACUGCGCCACUUGGAAGGUUUGGACGCCCCUUGGAAUUGCCCCCACGGAAGGCCAACCAUGCGGCAUCUGGUAGAUUUGGCAACUCUCAAGCUUUGACCGAUCCGAGAAAUUUGUAAAGGGUUUGACGCUUUGAUGCUGGGAUGAGAGCAUGGCAGAAGCCCACAAUCUGUGGCUUCAUGACUGUUCAACGGGAUUUGCCCAGGCCAUCGCUAGCAAUGUGGGGUUUUGC
Molecule: messenger RNA, 3755 nt
Organism: Klebsormidium nitens
Lineage: Eukaryota; Viridiplantae; Streptophyta; Klebsormidiophyceae; Klebsormidiales; Klebsormidiaceae
Source: the annotation of a GenBank genome assembly